Miniopterus natalensis is the source of this 5148-nucleotide messenger RNA. The record is from RefSeq and is a predicted model, not a curated record. Lineage: Eukaryota; Metazoa; Chordata; Mammalia; Chiroptera; Miniopteridae.
AUGUUAGACUCGCUGAAGGCGCAUGGGGACCUGAGCUGGCCUCUGCCCUCGGAGCCGGACCCCAGACCCCAACGGAACCCACUGCCCUCUGGCCCUCAGAGGCUUCGGGAGCUGGAAAUCAAAAAAGCCAAGUUUGAUGGUGCCCAAGAGAAAUUCAACACAUAUGUGACCCUGAAGGUGCAGAAUGUCAAGAGCACGACCAUUGCUGUGCGGGGCAGCCAGCCCAGCUGGGAACAGGAUUUCAUGUUUGAGAUUAACCGCCUAGAUUUAGGGCUGACAGUGGAAGUGUGGAACAAGGGUCUCAUCUGGGACACAAUGGUGGGCACUGUGUGGAUCCCCCUGCAGACCAUCCGCCAGUCCAAUGAAGAGGGCCCUGGAGAGUGGCUGACCCUGGACUCCCAGGUCAUCAUGGCAGACAGCGAAAUCUGUGGCACCAAGGACCCCACUUUCCACCGCAUCCUCCUUGACACCCGCUUCGAGCUGCCCUUAGAUAUUCCUGAGGAGGAGGCACGCUACUGGGCCAAGAAACUGGAGCAGCUGAAUGCCAUGCGGGACCAGGAUGAGUAUUCAUUCCAAGAUGAACAAGACAAGCCUCUCCCUGUCCCCAGCAACCAGUGUUGCAACUGGAAUUAUUUUGGCUGGGGUGAACAGCAGAAUGAUGACCCUGACAGUGCGGUGGAUGACCGUGACAGUGACUAUCGCAGCGAGACAAGCAACAGUAUCCCGCCACCCUAUUAUACUACUUCCCAGCCCAAUGCUUCUGUCCACCAGUAUUCUGUUCGCCCGCCACCCCUGGGUUCCCGGGAAUCCUACAGUGACUCCAUGCACAGUUAUGAGGAGUUCUCCGAGCCGCAGGCCCUCAGCCCCACAGGUAGCUACGCCUCCUCAGGGGAGCUGAGCCAGGGAAGCUCACAGCUGAGCGAGGACUUCGACCCAGAUGAGCAGAGCCUGCAGGGGUCUGAGAUCGAAGAUGAGCGGGACCGGGACUCCUACCACUCCUGCCACAGCUCAGUCAGCUACCACAAGGACUCGCCACGCUGGGACCAAGAUGAGGAUGAGCUGGACGAGGAGCUGGAUGAAGAGCUGGAUGAGGACCUGGAGGACUUCCUGGAAGAGGAGGAGGAGGAGGAGGAACUUCCUGAGGAUGAAGAGGAACUGGAAGAGGAAGAGGAGGUGCCUGAUGACAUCCGUGGUUAUGCCGAGCACCAGGAGGUGGCCGUGGCUGAGCCCAAGGACUUCAAGCGCAUCGGUCUUCUGCCGGCCGCCCCCGAGAAGGAGGACAAGGCUGCGACCGUGCCUGCCGAAGCCCCCUCUGUGGCCAAGGUGGCCCCCGAGCCAGCCGUGCCUGAGGAAGUGCCCGCAGCUGAGCGGGCACCCGAGGAAGAGCCCCCCAAAGCUGAGGAGAGUUUCAGGCCACAAGAAGAUGAGGAAGGCCAGGAAGGUCAAGACUCCAUGUCCAGGGCCAAGGCCAACUGGCUGCGAGCCUUCAACAAAGUGCGGCUGCAGCUGCAGGAGGCCCGGGGAGAAGGAGAGAUGUCCAAAUCCCUAUGGUUCAAAGGCGGCCCAGGGGGUGGUCUCAUCAUCAUCGACAGCAUGCCUGACAUCCGCAAAAGGAAGCCCAUCCCACUCGUGAGUGACCUGGCCAUGUCCCUGGUCCAGUCCAGAAAAGCGGGCAUCACAUCGGCCUUGGCCUCCAGCACUUUGAACAACGAGGAGCUGAAAAACCACGUUUACAAGAAGACCCUGCAAGCCUUAAUCUACCCCAUCUCGUGCACGACGCCGCACAACUUCGAGGUGUGGACGGCCACCACGCCCACCUACUGCUACGAGUGCGAAGGGCUGCUGUGGGGCAUCGCGCGCCAGGGCAUGCGCUGCACCGAGUGCGGCGUCAAGUGCCACGAGAAGUGCCAGGACCUGCUCAACGCCGACUGCCUGCAGCGGGCGGCGGAGAAGAGCUCCAAGCACGGGGCUGAGGACCGCACGCAGAACAUCAUCAUGGUGCUCAAGGAUCGCAUGAAGAUCCGGGAGCGCAACAAACCCGAGAUCUUCGAGCUCAUCCAGGAGAUCUUCGCGGUGACCAAGACCGCGCACACGCAGCAGAUGAAGGCGGUCAAGCAGAGCGUGCUGGACGGCACGUCCAAGUGGUCGGCGAAGAUCAGCAUCACUGUGGUCUGUGCCCAGGGCUUGCAGGCAAAGGACAAGACGGGAUCCAGUGACCCCUACGUCACUGUCCAGGUCGGGAAGACCAAGAAACGGACGAAGACCAUCUAUGGGAACCUGAACCCUGUGUGGGAAGAGAACUUUCAUUUUGAAUGUCACAACUCCUCAGAUCGAAUCAAGGUGCGAGUCUGGGACGAAGAUGACGAUAUCAAAUCCCGCGUGAAACAACGGUUCAAGAGGGAGUCCGAUGACUUCCUGGGGCAGACAAUCAUCGAGGUGCGGACGCUCAGUGGCGAGAUGGACGUGUGGUACAACCUGGACAAGCGGACUGACAAAUCUGCUGUCUCGGGUGCCAUCCGACUACAUAUCAGUGUGGAGAUUAAAGGGGAAGAGAAGGUGGCCCCCUACCAUGUCCAGUACACCUGUCUGCAUGAGAACCUGUUCCACUUUGUGACUGAUGUGCAGAACAAUGGGGUUGUGAAGAUCCCAGAUGCCAAGGGUGACGAUGCCUGGAAGGUUUACUAUGAUGAGACAGCCCAGGAGAUUGUGGAUGAAUUUGCCAUGCGCUACGGCGUCGAGUCCAUCUACCAAGCCAUGACCCACUUUGCCUGCCUCUCCUCCAAGUACAUGUGUCCUGGGGUGCCUGCUGUCAUGAGCACCCUGCUUGCCAACAUCAAUGCCUAUUAUGCGCAUACCACCGCCUCCACCAACGUGUCUGCCUCCGACCGCUUCGCAGCCUCCAACUUCGGGAAAGAGCGCUUCGUGAAGCUCCUGGACCAACUGCAUAAUUCCCUACGGAUUGACCUCUCCAUGUAUCGGAAUAACUUCCCAGCCAGCAGCCCGGAGAGACUCCAGGACCUCAAAUCCACUGUGGACCUUCUCACCAGCAUCACCUUUUUUCGGAUGAAGGUGCAAGAACUCCAGAGCCCGCCUCGAGCUAGCCAGGUGGUGAAGGAUUGUGUGAAAGCCUGCCUCAACUCUACUUACGAGUACAUCUUCAACAACUGUCAUGAACUCUACAGUCGGGAGUACCAGACAGACCCUGCGAAGAAGGGGGAAGUUCCCCCAGAGGAACAGGGCCCUAGCAUCAAGAACCUCGACUUCUGGUCCAAGCUGAUCACUCUCAUAGUGUCCAUCAUCGAGGAAGACAAGAAUUCCUAUACUCCCUGCCUCAACCAGUUUCCCCAGGAGCUGAAUGUGGGUAAAAUCAGUGCUGAAGUAAUGUGGAACCUGUUUGCCCAGGACAUGAAGUAUGCCAUGGAGGAGCAUGACAAGCACCGCUUGUGCAAGAGUGCCGACUACAUGAACCUCCACUUCAAGGUCAAGUGGCUCUACAAUGAGUAUGUGGCAGAGCUUCCCGCUUUUAAAGACAGAGUGCCAGAGUACCCUGCGUGGUUUGAGCCCUUCGUCAUUCAGUGGCUGGACGAAAAUGAGGAGGUGUCCCGAGAUUUCCUGCAUGGGGCCCUGGAGCGAGACAAGAAGGAUGGGUUCCAGCAGACCUCAGAGCAUGCCCUGUUCUCCUGUUCUGUGGUGGACGUCUUCUCCCAGCUUAACCAGAGCUUUGAAAUCAUCAAGAAGCUCGAGUGCCCUGACCCCCAGAUUGUGGGUCACUACAUGAGGCGGUUUGCCAAGACCAUCAGUAAUGUGCUCCUCCAGUAUUCGGACAUCAUCAUCAAGGACUUCGCCUCCUACUGCUCCAAGGAGAAGGAGAAAGUGCCUUGCAUCCUCAUGAACAACACUCAGCAGCUGCGAGUUCAGCUAGAGAAGAUGUUUGAAGCCAUGGGAGGGAAGGAGCUGGAUGCUGAGGCCAGUGACAUCUUGAAAGAGCUCCAGGUGAAACUCAACAACGUCUUGGAUGAACUCAGCCGGGUGUUUGCUACCAGCUUCCAGCCUCACAUUGAGGAGUGUGUCAAACAGAUGGGUGACAUCCUUAGCCAGGUGAAGGGCACGGGCAAUGUGCCAGCCAGUGCCUGCAGCAGCGUGGCCCAGGAUGCUGACAACGUGCUGCAGCCCAUCAUGGACCUGCUGGACAGCAACCUGACUCUCUUUGCCAAAAUCUGCGAGAAGACGGUGCUGAAGAGGGUACUGAAGGAGCUGUGGAAGCUGGUCAUGAACACCAUGGAGAAGACCAUCGUCCUGCCACCCCUCACUGACCAGACGAUGAUCGGCACCCUCUUGAGAAAACAUGGCAAGGGAUUAGAAAAGGGCAGGGUGAAACUGCCAAGCCACUCAGAUGGAACCCAGAUGAUCUUCAAUGCAGCCAAGGAACUGGGUCAACUGUCUAAACUCAAGGACCACAUGGUACGAGAGGAAGCCAAAAGCUUGACUCCAAAGCAGUGUGCAGUUGUUGAGCUGGCCCUGGACACCAUCAAGCCAAGAGGAGAAAAUGAGGCACAGGAAGCCAGAGUGUCAGAUGCUGCCAAGAUCACGAUGUGCUCCAGUGUGGAAGACCCUGUGGGUGAAGUCUCCGUCCACGUUGAGCUCUUCACUCAUCCAGGAACCGGUGAACACAAGGUCACAGUGAAAGUGGUAGCUGCCAAUGACCUCAAGUGGCAGACUUCUGGCAUUUUCCGGCCGUUCAUUGAAGUCAACAUCAUUGGGCCCCAUCUCAGCGACAAGAAACGCAAGUUUGCGACCAAAUCCAAGAACAACAGCUGGGCCCCCAAGUACAAUGAGAGCUUCCAGUUCACGCUGAGCGCGGAAGCGGGCCCCGAGUGCUACGAGCUGCAGGUGUGCGUCAAAGACUACUGCUUUGCGCGUGAGGACCGCACAGUGGGGCUGGCCGUGCUGCAGUUGCGUGAGCUGGUCCAGCGCGGGAGCGCCGCCUGCUGGCUGCCCCUCGGCCGCCGCAUCCACAUGGACGACACAGGCCUCACGGUGCUGCGCAUCCUGUCGCAACGCAGCAACGACGAGGUAGCCAAGGAGUUCGUCAAGCUAAAGUCGGACACGCGCUCCGCCGAGGAGGGCGGUGCCACGCCUGCGCCCUAG